GGGUGUCAGCCGGAUUGUGUUCAUUGAGGGAAACCUUAUUUUUUAACUGUGCUAUGGAGUAGAAGCAGGAGGUUUGCAACCUAGUGACAGUCACAGAGCAGCACCUACCCCCUCCUCCUUUCCACACCUGCAAACUCUUUUGCUUGGGCUGAAUAUUUAGUGUAAUUACAUCUCAGCUUUGAGGGCUCCUGUGGCAAAUCCCCGGAUUAAAAGGUUCCUUGGCUGUGAAAAUACAUGAGAUAAAUCAUGAAGGCCACCAUCAUCUUCCUCCUGCUUGCACAAGUUUCCUGGGCUGGGCCGUUCCAACAGAGAGGCUUGUUUGACUUUAUGCUAGAAGAUGAGGCUUCUGGGAUAGGCCCAGAAGAGGACCCUGGUGUGGAGUCGGCCCUAGAGCCUCUAGGACCUAUGUGUCCCUUCCGCUGUCAGUGUCACCUGCGAGUUGUCCAGUGUUCUGAUCUGGGUCUGGAAAAAGUGCCAAAAGAUCUUCCCCCUGACACUACGCUGCUUGACUUGCAAAACAACAAAAUAACCGAAAUCAAAGAUGGGGACUUCAAGAACCUGAAGAACCUUCAUACGUUGAUUCUUGUCAACAACAAAAUUAACAAAAUCAGCCCUGGAGCAUUCACACCUUUGUUGAAAUUGGAACGGCUUUAUCUAUCCAAGAAUCAUCUGAAGGAAUUGCCAGAAAAAAUGCCCAAAACUCUUCAGGAGCUGCGUGCCCAUGAGAAUGAGAUCACCAAAGUGCGGAAAGCUGUGUUCAAUGGACUGAACCAGAUGAUCGUCAUAGAACUGGGCACCAACCCACUGAAGAGCUCGGGAAUUGAAAAUGGAGCCUUCCAGGGAAUGAAGAAGCUGUCCUAUAUCCGCAUUGCUGACACCAAUAUAACUGCCAUCCCUCAAGGUCUUCCUCCUUCCCUUACUGAAUUACAUCUGGAAGGCAACAAAAUCACCAAAGUUGAUGCAUCCAGCCUGAAAGGACUGAAUAAUCUGGCUAAGUUGGGGCUGAGUUUUAACAGCAUUUCUGCCGUUGACAAUGGCACGCUAGCCAACACUCCUCAUUUGAGGGAGCUUCACCUGGACAACAACAAGCUGAUCAAAGUACCUGGUGGACUGGCGGAGCAUAAGUACAUCCAGGUUGUCUACCUUCAUAACAACAAUAUCUCUGCAGUUGGGUCUAAUGACUUCUGCCCACCUGGAUACAACACAAAAAAGGCCUCUUAUUCAGGUGUAAGCCUUUUCAGCAACCCAGUCCAGUACUGGGAGAUCCAGCCAUCCACCUUCCGAUGUGUCUAUGUGCGUUCUGCCAUCCAGCUUGGAAAUUAUAAAUAAUUCCCAAGAAAGCCCUCAUUUUUAUAACCUGGCAGAAAUUCCAUUAAUAUCAUUGCUCAAAAAAGAAAAAAAAAGAAAGCUAGAUACUGGAAACUUAACUGCAAUGUGGAUCUUUUUCCCACAUGAUUUAUAAUACAUAAAGCUGAAUAUGCAGUUGAAAUAAUUGCCUACAAUAAAAAAUAUUUUGCCUGCCA
Mustela lutreola (European mink) is the source of this 1523-nucleotide messenger RNA. It is a transcript of the gene DCN, whose product is annotated as decorin. The transcript has 8 exons. NCBI's taxonomy places the organism in Eukaryota, Metazoa, Chordata, Mammalia, Carnivora, Mustelidae. Bases 247 to 1329 code for a protein of 360 amino acids. The record is from RefSeq and is a predicted model, not a curated record. Gene Ontology annotation, molecular function: protein binding.